Messenger RNA from Octodon degus (degu), 1385 nucleotides. Its product is annotated as short-chain dehydrogenase/reductase family 9C member 7. The transcript is spliced from 4 exons. The coding region runs from base 1 to 942 and encodes 313 amino acids. Gene Ontology annotation, molecular function: oxidoreductase activity. Lineage: Eukaryota; Metazoa; Chordata; Mammalia; Rodentia; Octodontidae. The record is from RefSeq and is a predicted model, not a curated record.
AUGGCAGCAAUCACAGACUUAGGUUUUAUGUACCGCUGGUUUAAGAACUGUAACCUGGUUCGCAACCUUUCAGAGAAGUAUGUCUUCAUUACAGGCUGUGACUCUGGCUUUGGGAAUGUGCUGGCCAGACAGCUGGUUGAAAGAGGCAUGAGAGUGCUGGCUGCUUGCCUUACUGAGGAAGGGGCUCAGAAACUUCAGCAGGAGACAUCCUACAGGCUGCAGACCAUCUUACUGGACAUCACCAAGACUGAGAGCGUCAAGGCUGCAGCCCAGUGGGUGAGGGACCAAGUGGGCGACCAAGGCCUUUGGGCCCUGGUGAACAAUGCUGGUGUGGCCCUUCCCAGUGGUCCCAAUGAAUGGCUGACCAAGGAGGACUUUGUAAAAGUGAUCAAUGUGAACCUGGUGGGAACGAUCGAUGUGACCCUCCACAUGCUGCCUAUGAUCAAGAAAGCCCGGGGCAGGGUGGUCAACAUGUCCAGCUCUGGUGGUCGUGUGGCUGUCAUUGGUGGCGGCUACUGCGUCUCCAAGUUUGGUGUUGAGGCCUUCUCUGACAGCAUCAGGCAUGAGAUGCACUACUUUGGGGUGAAGGUCAGCAUCAUUGAGCCAGGGAACUACAAGACAUCCAUUCUGGGCAAAGAGUCCCUUGAUAAAAGAAUGGAAAAGCUGUGGGAGCGGCUGCCUCAGGAGACCCGAGAGAGCUACGGAGAGGAGUACUUCCGCAUCUAUACUUCUAAGUUGAACAACAUGAUGCGGUUGGCACAUCCCAAAAUCGCUGACGUCAUCAAUAGUAUGGAGCAUGCCAUUGUUUCCCGGACUCCCCGUAUCCGCUACAACCCUGGCCUGGAUGCCAAGCUCCUCUACCUUCCCUUGGCAAAGUUGCCCACCCCUGUGACAGAUUUCAUCCUGAGCCGGUACCUUCCAAAGCCAGCAGACAGUGUCUGAGCUGGGGAAGUUCCAGGGGCACAAGAUGGAAAGCACAACAUGGGGAGAGAGAAAGGAUUGCGGUGGUGUCAGUCAUCCUGGGGGUUCUGGCUGCAAAGGACACUGACCUCAGCUGGCAUCAUUGGUGAUGAGUGCCUCUUCUGCCCUGCUGGGGACCCCACAAAUCUGAGGUGGCCUUUGCAGAUUUGAAGACCUACAACACUGUCCUAAGGACAGGCAAGAUACAAAUAUUCCUGGUCCUGGAAUAGUUGAGGAGGGGAAGGUGUGGGUCUCAAGCUGUGACUACCUCUGGAAAAUACUCUGGACUGAAAAUCUCAGUCUCUUCCUUGUGAUUCUCCAGUAGGAAGUAGUCUCAUCUGUACAAACCCAUUAGUGAAGGAUGCAGUACAGGAGCCUGGAGCUCAAGAGCAUAUUCAACAAUAGAUUAAAAGUUUUUCUCUCUA